Messenger RNA from Mycena citricolor, 2464 nucleotides. Lineage: Eukaryota; Fungi; Basidiomycota; Agaricomycetes; Agaricales; Mycenaceae. The record is from the annotation of a GenBank genome assembly.
AUUUCCCAGUCGCCUGGGAGUCCCUCUGCAUACUCCUCCUGAUGGCCAAGCCCGACGUGGACACCCCGAUCCGGAUUACCGUAACUCCCUCUCAGUCUUCGUACUUUGCCGGGGAAGCCUUUGCUGUCACGAUUACAUACACGAAUACACACAUAGCGGAUACACAUACACCCGUCCUUACAUCGAGGGCUCGAGCACACACACAAGUCCACAAGAGGAAUGCCUACUCGAUCAGCUCUGCACCGUUGGCACGACCGCCCACGUCGCCAGGGACACCGCGUCCCAGUGCGCAUCCGACGACACCGACGACGCCGCGAGGAAAGCAGUUAACACCAUUGCCAACGAGUGAAGAAGGAGAUGGGCGGCCAAGGAGGCGAGGUGUCAUUGGGCGUACUACACCGGAGGAACAGAGGAUACCCGGGCUUGUGGAGCAGAGGAGGAAGAAGAUGCUAGCAAAGAGUUUGUCUGUUAGCAUUUCGCUCUCGGAGAGGCCAAAUCGUGAUUUGGACUCUGGGCCGCAUUCCCCACCGGGUGCCAUAUCGGAAGUUGUCUCUCCCAUCUCUCGCCGUUCAGACACUCUGCCACUGGCUGCAUCGCACCCGCAUGCUCGUAAGGUGUCGUUACUGGAUGGCCAACAGAUCAUAACGACAACAAGAGUCUCUAAUUCACCUGUCAGCGCCCCUGCGUCGGCCUCGAGCUCCACGUUCUCGCUAGCACUCGAGCCGAUAUCGGAGUUUGAUUCUGCAGAGUCUCCUGUACGGAAACGAGCGUCACUGGGCAAGGGACAUCCUUCAUCUCCAGCGAGGAAAAGUCAGGCUGAAGUGCUGUACACGUAUGCCUCCCUCGCAGGUCGGGUAGUAAUUGGGCAGGGCGGACCCAUGACAUCAGGUUUAGUCGCUCUGCGAGCGGCCCUGGCUCCGCCUAUGCGAGGCGGAGGCAGCCUAAGUACACAGGCAGCAUCAGCAGCGGGACUCAGCGGCGCUACCCAGACAAGACAUCGCAGAUCGAAUUCGUUGAUGCGAGCGAUCUGGGGUGCUGAAGAUGAGGGCGACACCCCUUUACCGACGCUGGAUAUCCGGCCCGAAAUGCUGGCGGUUGAUCUCAAGCUAGGACCAGGCGAGUCGAGGAGCUACAAAUACACCAUCAAUCUUCCGGAGAAUAUGCCGCCUACUUUCAAGGGUAGGACAGUGAGGUUCUCUUACGAGUUGGUUGUCGGUGUGUGCCGUCCGGGCAAUGUUUCAAGGGUGAUGAAGGUGCCUAUACGCGUUUAUAAUCAUGUCCGCGUGGGGCGCCGACCGAAGCCGUACGAUUUGAUGUGGCCUGUAUCAGCCUCUCAGCCCAAGCCGUCUGUACAUGGCCCUGAUCAAAAUACUCCGGAGCAGAAGGAACAUGGCAAUAAAGCAGACCUGCAGAGAUACGCGCAAAAGCUCCUCACGGCCACACUUCCAUCUGAAGACUCUGGGCCUCAGAUGGGAUGCCGACAGGCUGUCGAGGAACUGACACGCAAUCUGCGAAAGGUUUCCUAUGACAUAACGAAGGACGGGGUCACUGUCGCUGUUUUGACAUUCCCGAAGAGUGCAUAUCGGUUGGGCGAGACAGUGAAUGGUGUGGUAGAGAUUAACUGGAGAAACGGGCGUGGGCGAGUCCUUCAGGUUGUCUCCGUUCCUGCAAUGAUACACCCGCUGACGAAUGCCGCACAGCUGACUGCCCUGCUCGAAGCGCACGAAUCCUUCCCCGAACUUGCGACGACGCGACGGGUCCAUGCUGAACAUCACGCCCGAUUCGUGUUGGGGACUUUGAGAUUGGGAUUUGCCCUGGACAUCCCCAGCGACGGAAGUCCCGCGUUUGAUAUCGUCUGGGAUCGCAAAGCAGGGGGCCUCGAAUGGAAGGUGCGGCUGUGCCUGCUUGUGGCUGUGUCCUCUGAGCAGAGUGAUCUUGGCACGGAAGGCAUGCGAGUCACUGCGCUUGAGCGAGAGCCCGACCACAAUUCCGGAGCAUGGGGCUCUUCGUGGCGAGCCCCAGACAAGAUGGCUGUGCUGCAGCGCUUGCCGCCCGAAUCAGAAAAAAUUCCCACGGCAACCAGUUGGGCGGCAUUCCUGACUGCGAGUCUGCUGGGUUCUGGCGAGGGAAGAUAUCAUGACGGCGACCAGGAUGGCGACGAACGUGAUGGUCCGUACGAUGGCGUAAAGCCGAAUCCGGCCGGCGGCGUCGGUGUUGGUGUCCGUUAUGCUGGUAGUGAGAUCGGCUGGUCGGAGGUCAAGGCGGAGAUGGUUGAGUGUGUUGUGCCCGUCAGUGUAUGGCCUGGAAAUACUGCCUUUAGGCCGGCAGAUGUCGUCUUUGAUGUUUAGCACGUGACGUGUCAUGUACAAGAUCACGUUACCGUGUUUCCCAAGUAUUUCAACUUCAAGCUUCGAGCGUCAACCUUCAACGUGCACUUGCGUAGGAAAGAUCAUCAUCCAUCACA